CUAUGGAUAAUCAUCAUGUUGAUGGUGUUGGGAGAUUUUCUAUGUUAGCACAAGGCGCAUUAGAAGAAGUUCCUUCGAAUAUUAAUGUUGGUGUAAGAAUAUCGGAAAACGAAGAUUCACCAAUAACAUUUGAAGAAGCCCAGAAUGAGUCUGGAACUGGAAAAUAUCAAAUAUUGUUAUUGGUAGUAUGUGGUUUAGUGAAUAUGUCUUGUGCUAUAUCUACAACAGCCGUAUCAUUUAUUUCACCUGCGGCUGAAGUAGACUUCGAUUUAAAUUCAACUACCAAAGGAGUAUUAAAUGGAGCUCCAUUUCUUGGAAUGGUACUAGGAGCAUAUUUUUGGGGUAUUUAUGGUGAUUUAAAAGGAAGAAGAAUUGUUAUUUUGGGAUCAAUGGGGAUGGAUACAUUAUUUACUAUACUUUCUUCUUUAGUACAACAUAUUGAAUUGUUUUUCAUAAUUAGAGUAGGAAAUGGAUUUGCCAUAAUUGGUGCUACUUGCAUGGUUUAUGUGUACUUGGGUGAAUUUUUAACAUCUUCCAAAAGAGACAGUUAUCUACUUUUUCUUGAAUUAUUUUGGGCUUUUGGAAUGAUGGUUGGACCAGGCUUAGCUAUGGUGAUAAUUCCGAGCAAUAUUGUUUUCAUUUCAUCUAUAUAUUUUAAAUUUAAUGCUUGGAGAUUUUUUAUACUUUUAACGUCAAUACCAAGCUUUAUUUCAUUUGUAUUGAUUUAUCAAUACCCAGAAACUCCACGGUUUUUAAUGUUUCGAGGUUAUUUAAUUCAAUCCAGAGAUGUUCUUGAACAAAUAUAUUUAGUAAACAACAAAUUUACAACCAUACCGUAUCCGGUGCAAAUUUUCACUCAAACCCAUUCAGCUAUUGGGUUUGAUGCAGGAUUCAUUGGAGGCAUUCCAUUUAUGAAAAAUGUUAAAAGAAGAUUAAUUGUCCUAAAAAAUGGUCAUAUAACAUUAUUCUCUAAAUAUUUCAGAAAUAUCAUUGUGGCUUGUACUAUAGAAUUUUGUUUAAUGUCAUCAUAUAUUACUAUUCUUGUAUGGGUACCUGAAUUGUUUUCUAGAUAUUCUAAUUACAAACAACAAAACACAGAUAAUGUAAAUUUAUGUACGGCUUCAGAAUGGCAUUUAAUAUACUAUUCUAUGUUUGCUGGACAAAUAGUUUCAGGCAAUGCUUAUUUAGCUGCUUUAAUUGUUGCAUGUUCAUCAAUACCUCUAGUCCUACUUACUGGGAUCAUAAUUAAAUAUUGUGACAAAAAAUUAUUGCUAUUUAUUACUUGUGGAGUACCAGUUGUGUUCGCAAUACUGGUUCCAACAACCCAUAAUGAUCUACAAGCAGAACUAAUGUGUUGCCUUUUUGAAGGAUUUACUUCAUUAACAGAACCUAUUAUAUUUUGUACUAUUGUUGAACUAUUUCCUAGUAAUGUGAGGGGAGUGGCAUUCUCAAUGAUUGUGAUGACUGGUCGAUUAGGGGCUAUAUUUGGAAUAAUUGUUUUCGGCAUAUUGAUUGAUAUAAGUUGUUUUAUGACAUUUUAUGCCUUAGCUUUGUUACUAUUAAUUGCAUUUUUAGCAGUGGCGUUUUUACCCAAACUAAAAAUUGGUGGAGGUCAUUAG
Messenger RNA from Rhopalosiphum maidis (corn leaf aphid), 1619 nucleotides. RefSeq names its product synaptic vesicle glycoprotein 2B-like. The transcript is spliced from 11 exons. Gene Ontology annotation, cellular component: membrane. Gene Ontology annotation, molecular function: transmembrane transporter activity. The record is from RefSeq and is a predicted model, not a curated record. Gene Ontology annotation, biological process: transmembrane transport. Bases 3 to 1619 code for a protein of 538 amino acids. Lineage: Eukaryota; Metazoa; Arthropoda; Insecta; Hemiptera; Aphididae.